AUGGCUUCCGUCCUCGUAGGGGCCGGUGCAUUGCUGGGACUCGGCGUCGCCGCACGCGCCUCUCUCCGAUCAGCGGCCAAGAACGGCGCCAAACUCUCCCCUCUGAUGGCCGCGAUCGCAGGUCAGAAGAAAGCAGGCGACGAAUGGGUCAAGGGAGGCUUCCAGGGGAAGAUGGACAGGAAGGAGGCGGCGCAGAUCUUGGGGCUGAGGUCAGUGGCGCCGUUGAGAGAGGCACGGGAACGAGCUUGCGAAGCUUCACCCUUUCGACGUUCGCCCCACAUGGAGGGAAUCGUACAGCGCAGACAUGUCGAGAUCUUGACAUGUUCGACAACAGUACCCUGGGAAGAAUGAAUGCUACCAUGAUCCGAACGAAGAGGCUACACCCAUCCGCGAUCCAGCCCCGGCCCGGAAGACUCACACCUCUUCUCAACUUCCCAGGGAAUCGCACAUGACCAUCAACCGACUCAAGGACGCACACCGACGGAUCAUGUUGGCGUACGUUCCCCAUAUUACCGAACAAAGGGACGCGCGGACCCCUCUGGACUGACACCCUCUCGAUGCGGCGCCUCUGAUAGAAACCACCCCGAUCGAGGAGGAAGCCCAUAUAUCGCUUCCAAAGUCAACGAGGCAAAGGUAGGCUCCCAUGACUCGUAUUAUGAGCUUUCAUCGCAUCAGCUGACCCUUCCCCAUUCUCGCUUCUUACUGCAGGAUCUCCUCGGUACGCUUUCUUCUCGACACCCGACAGACUUCUCUCGCGAUCCCCUUCAGGCCCCGAAAAGCAAAUAGCCUUCUGA
Microbotryum saponariae is the source of this 794-nucleotide messenger RNA. The record is from the annotation of a GenBank genome assembly. NCBI's taxonomy places the organism in Eukaryota, Fungi, Basidiomycota, Microbotryomycetes, Microbotryales, Microbotryaceae.